AGCCGGGGAGGGUUCAGGGCGUGCCUAAACGGCUACCCCGCCCCAGGCUCGUCCCUCUCAUUAGACUUGGCUGUCUGGGCAUUUUAUUCUUAGGUUCCUGGAAAGGUUCCUGUCGUUGCAUUUGUGGCUCCGACGGAAGGCAAGUCUUGGGAACCAGGGGAAGGACAGCGCCAGCAGGCUCGGCUGGCCGGACAGCAGGCACCCUAAGAACGGCCGGUUCGGUAAAUGUUUGUUUGCUACUAAUGGGUGUGAGCAAAUUAGAUAUUCUAUACCGGAGACUUCUCCUCACAAAACUUUUUAUCAGAGGAUGGGGGAGGCCAGAAGAUCUCAAAAGACUCUUCGAAUUCAGAAAGAUGAUUGGAAAUCGAGAAAGAUGUCAGAAUCUGGUUUCAAGUGAUUAUCCAGUACACAUUGAUAAGAUUGAAGAGCAAUCAGACUGUAAGAUCCUAGAUGGACACUUUGUUUCCCCCAUGGCCCACUAUGUGCCUGAUAUAAUGCCAAUUGAAUCUGUUAUUGCAAGGUUCCAAUUUAUUGUUCCUAAAGAAUGGAACAGCAAAUAUAAACCUGUAUGCAUUCAUCUUGCUGGAACAGGAGAUCAUCAUUACUGGAGACGACGAACACUAAUGGCUCGUCCUAUGAUUAAAGAAGCCCGAAUGGCUUCUUUGUUGUUAGAAAACCCUUAUUAUGGCUGCAGGAAACCCAAGGACCAAAUAAGGUCCAGCUUAAAAAACGUGUCUGACCUUUUUGUGAUGGGAGGAGCUCUUGUUUUAGAAUCUGCUGCUCUCUUGCACUGGCUAGAGAGAGAGGGUUAUGGACCUCUAGGAAUGACCGGAAUAUCCAUGGGAGGACAUAUGGCUUCCUUAGCGGUAUCCAACUGGCCUAAGCCCAUGCCAUUGAUUCCAUGUCUGUCUUGGUCCACAGCAUCUGGGGUCUUCACUACGGGUGUUCUAAGUAAAUCGAUUAAUUGGAGGGAGCUGGAAAAGCAGUAUUAUACACAGACAGUUUAUGAAGAAGAAAUUAUUCACAUGCUUGAAUACUGUGGAACAGAUUCUUUCAAAAUGGGACAAGAGUUUGUGAAACGCUUCCCUAUCAGUGCAGACAAGCUAACUAACCUUAAUGUGGUUUCUGGAACUUUAAAUUUAGAUAUGACAAACCAAGUUGUAUCCCCAAAACCUAGUGAGUGUCAUAAAUCUAGUAAAACAUCUGUCAGUGCCACAUCAGAAAGACUCUUAUUGCAAGAUACCUCUAAGAUGGAGUGCUUCAAUCAAACACUUUCAACCAACAAAAGUAAUUAUACAAGUUGCAAUCCUCAGUCAUACCAUCUACUCAGUAAAGAACACAGAAGAAACAAUCUUCAGAAAGAGUCUUUAAUAUUCAUGAAAGGAGUCAUGGAUGAAUGUACUCAUGUGGCAAAUUUCUCAGUUCCAGUUGACCCAAGCCUCAUUAUAGUGGUUCAAGCCAAAGAAGAUGCUUAUAUUCCACGAACAGGAGUUCGAAGUCUACAAGAAAUUUGGCCUGGUUGUGAAAUCCGUUAUCUAGAAGGGGGUCAUAUUAGUGCUUAUCUUUUUAAACAAGGACUCUUCAGACAAGCCAUCUAUGAUGCAUUUGAACGCUUCCUCCAUAAAUAUGCUAACUAAUUGGAUCGCUGUAUGUAACCAGAAUGGCCAUCAUGUUUCCUACAAAAGGAGUUUUUCAUCUUUUGAUGAUAAGAAGAAUAAGCAGACAGCACUAUAUAUCUAACUGCUAUCAUUUUAGUCUGGAAUUCAUUGUUAUGAUCAGUCAACAGUGAUCUUUAAAUACAUGUGAAUAAUUUUAAACCAAUAUUUGGAUGAAAUAAUGUUGAAGUAUUUUGUUACUGUUUUGUGGGAACCCCAUAUAUGCUGUAUUUUGUCUGUUGUUACUAUUUAUGAAAACCUUAAAUUUUAAAUUGUGAAUAAUUUAAUUAAAAUAAAUUUAUUCAUAGAAACCUUAUUGGUUUUUAAAGAACUGCUAAAUCAAGCUAAGUUUGUAAUACAUCAGCAUGUAUUGUAUACCCUUACAUGAUAGUUCUACUAUUGAUUUGAGAACAUGUUUCUUUCUUAUCUUCAACUUUAAUUUCUGCCAUGGAAAUAUUUAAUGAUGUAUAAAAUCAGUGUUAACUUUGAAUUCUAAAAAAAAAUCCUGAUUGCUUCAUAUUUGGUAGUUUUAAUAAUUAAAACAAAUGUGGGAAUGCAGAUAAGAUGCAUAUGACUUGGCUGAACUUGAAAACUUUACCAAAUAUGAGGUUAGAAAAUGAUGCCAAAUAUAUGUCCCCUACUUAGGAAGUUUCAAUUCAUGAAAAAUGGAAAUGAUGAAAGACCUAUUGCAUUACUUGAUACUGUGUCUUAACAUUUUCUUAUAUACUCUGGGUUUGCUAAACAUCCAACUUUAGUCAGAUAUACUUGAUAGCUUUGGCUUUUUAAUUUCAGAAAUUAAAGACCACAUAUGAAAUUGAUUUGUUCCAUAUAACUUCAUUUUACAGAAAAGAUAUAAUAACUACUAACUUUUUUAAGUGGAAGAUUAUAUGAUUAGAUUUGGUGCUUUUUAUGUUAAACUUCUCAAGCUAAGAUCUAAAACAUUUGAAAAAAGUAGAAUAUAUUUUUGGGAAUUGUAUCAAGGUUUGGAAUAAAUGUAUUUGCAUUUUAUUUGUUUGAAAUCUGUGUUGUCUAUGGAUUAUUUUAAAAUACGUAUUCCUGGUCUAGCAAGGAUAUUUGAAUUAUAAUGUGCCUUCAUAUUCUUUUAGAAGAUUUUAUUUAUUACUAAUGUCUCCAUCAGUUUAACUUAAAAAACUAUUUAAAAAAGUCACUAAUGUGAAGUCAUUGAUGGUAUACAAAACCAUAAAUUCUGUAAAACUGCUUUGGCAUAGCAAACCAAAUCGAUUUGGUUACAGCCAUUUGGCCUAUAGCCAUUUUAUAUCUUUAGACUAGAACCUUUACUUUUAACUGAAAGUAUAAAAUGUACUAAAAUUCUUAAA
This is a messenger RNA of Lutra lutra (Eurasian river otter), 2992 nucleotides long. RefSeq names its product abhydrolase domain containing 18 (gene ABHD18). Lineage: Eukaryota; Metazoa; Chordata; Mammalia; Carnivora; Mustelidae. The transcript has 13 exons. The record is from RefSeq and is a predicted model, not a curated record. The coding region runs from base 243 to 1637 and encodes 464 amino acids.